AUGGUCUCUCACACGGCGGGCACAGCCAGAGCGUUGCUGGACGACAGCAUCAAUUCGUUCAUGGACACUUUGGCCUCCGCUACUUCCUCCUUGACGGAUGCGCCUUUCAGCACCUCUUCCUCUCACAAAGGCAAAAGCAGCAGCCGGUCUGACCACUUUUCAGCUUCCAAUGACGACAACAAGGUCACGGUGAGUCUACAUCUCUGUGGACGAUUGAUUCGCUGCCUUUGCGCUGAUAGCGUCUUGUUCAAUGCGCGCGCAGAAAACGCACACGGUGACUACGACUGGCUGGGAGGAAAAGGCGGCAACUUCGACGGAUGACAAGCACCAGACGCACACUUUCACCACGCUCGUACCCGCGACGCGCACCACUGUUAGCACCGCGAUGCAUCUCAAGUCUACGCCAGCAGUGACCAUCACAAUGUCGUUGGGAGAUGACUUGAAGACAUUCACCAUGACCCACUCUGCCGGUCUCACUCAACCCACCUCUUGGGCAGACAGGCUCGCAAUGGCCGAGGCUUCGGAGGACGAGAAGCAAGCUUGGGCGGAUGAGCACGAUGGCGAACAGAAAGCGGAAGAUGACGACAACCCGCUCUGGCUUGUGACCAAUGACGACGAGACGGAUGAUCUCUCCAACGAGGAGAUUGACAGCGCCAAUAGCGAAAUCAGAAAAGCGACUAGCGAAGCUUGGAAUCCCACCUCGCUCGGCCUGCUGCCAAUGACCACCGUCACCUUCACAAACACAGCGUCCACACCGCUCGCUACCUCUCUCCUGGGCGCAUCACGCGCAACGACCAUCGCUCCCAAGGCGACGGUGACGGCAGUGGUCAAGGAUACGGAGCAAUGCGACAUUAUGGACCUUGAUUGCUUCCUGGACAGCGUGACUGCCGCUCCUCCCAAACCCACCAACACCGAGUCGAAUGGACAUGCGCAAUAUGACCGAGUAGGCUCAAACGGUCAGCAGGACAACAGUCCUAACCUGAGCGUCGGCGCCAUUUGCGGGCUGGCAGGUGGCAUCUUCUUGUUCUUCCUGAUUGGCGCCAUCAUCAUCGCAUGGACGCGUCGUCGUGCACACGACCGCAAAGAGCUCAUGCCGCGCAAGCACGGCCAUGAUGGGGAGCACGGCUCCUGGGUCGAUCAGGGCGGCAUCUACGGCGCCUCUCACCAGCAAAGACGUUCAUACUUUCAUCCUGCCCACGAGCCGCAAGCAUCGUACACGUACGGAAAUGUUGGCAAUGGAAUGGCGCCACCCGUAGCUCAAGCAGCUGCCGGUGCGAGAUCACCACCUGCUGGCUACCGCGUUCUGUCUUCUCGCUUCAGCGACGCUACGGGUAGAUCUGAGGAGCAGGAGCAACCGUACAUGUCUCAGUCUGGCCAUUUUCCCGCCGCAAGCAUUCAGCAGGACCCCUUUGCUGACAGCAACAUGUUUGGCGGAUCGAGCCAAGGCACUGGAUCGCACUCUUCUCAUGCUCAGAGCCAGAGCAUCCCUCCCUCGUACGGACACGGUCGCAACGUGAGCAAUGCGAGCGCAAUAUCCACAAGCACAGCAGCCUAUUCAAAUCAAACCGUUCCUCCCCUCGAAGAUUACGACGUGA
Molecule: messenger RNA, 1595 nt
Organism: Ceraceosorus bombacis
Lineage: Eukaryota; Fungi; Basidiomycota; Exobasidiomycetes; Ceraceosorales; Ceraceosoraceae
Source: the annotation of a GenBank genome assembly